ACAUUGAAACUUUGCCUCGCAAUUGGAUCUGAUUUUGUAUCGGAACUAUCAUACAAAUCAUCCAUUUACACAAUCUGUUUCUCGACGAUCAAAAUCUCCUCUUUAGUAUCGUCUAUUAGCCACUCUCAUCAUUGCGACUUCAUUCUCGUACAUUCCAUCGGAACGAUCUCGUCUACCUCUGGGGCUUUUACUAUACGGACUAUUCAUUUCAUCAGUGUCACCUACUAGAUACUGUCGAACUAUCCACAAAUUUCGAAUUUCCAAUUGGGACUAUUCAUCCCGUCCCUGCAAUUAUACCAAACGAGAUGACCACACACCUCAUCGCCACCGAGCCGGCUUUCCUUGAUAGACCGACCCAGUCAGAAACUGCAAUCACGAUAAACAGGCUCGCAGUCUGUGAAGGCCCCUCAACCCACCCAACCGAGGAAGAGAUGAAGUGCAGAAGGCCCGAAAGCCUUCCUGGCUGCUCAAUUCACCAAAGUGAAGAAGAGAUGAGGCUCAGCCUUUCAGACGCCGCCGAAGAAGUAAGGGGAUUCACUGCCAGAAAAGUCAGAAACAAGUCAAACAGCUUCAUGUUGAAGGGAGAGAAUCAUACUUUGAAACUGGCGGAGAGAAAGGAGUGGAUCAAGGGUAAAAGGUUGGCGGCGUACAAAAGCUAUCAAAAGAAACUUAGAGUGCACCUUUACAGAAGGAAAACAUUGAUGAACAUGUUGGGGCCGCUGGGGAUGAUAAUGGAUCAGGAGGAGAGAAACAAAUACUUCAAGACGGAGGUCGAGGAAUUGAGAGCUUUGAGGAAAGCAUCAGGCGAGCAGUUUCUCAAUGAACGGCACGCAGUACAGGAUAAUGCGCAAGAACUGAAGGAGGAAACGCGUGAGAGGUUACUAAACUUGGUGGAUGGUGAAGGAGAAAUAGCAACUGGUUUGAAGAAAAGGUUGGAUGAGAUAGACGAGUGGGAAACUCGGGAGGGUCAGGAAUAUAAAGCAGAGUUGAUGAAGUUACAUAAGGAGUGGGAGGCGUCAAAGAAAGCCAUAAGAAUCAAGGGAGAAUUGCUUGAUGCGUUGAGCCGGUAUUCCAAAGGAGACCUGAUUAACAAUUUGUCUUCAAACUAAAGAUCUUGUUCCUUCAUGUUGAGUAAUUAGUGUCGGAGCAGUAGCAUCAGAGCUACAAGCGUACGGGUAGUUAGCAGCCUCUUCUGAGCGCUAUUUUUUAACCAAAAAUACAAAUUUUUAUCAGCGUAUUUGGUUUGUACUCAUAACAUAACGUAAGUACAAUGUGAAUGCUUUUGUACGGAAAAUGAUGGGUGUAUUGCGGAGCCUAAUAAACCAUAACUUUGAUAAGACAUUUCUCGCUUUUCCUCACGAUGAAGAAAAUAUUUUCCCCAGAAGUUGUUCUUCGCGGGCACGAAUGUCGAGGGAAACCAGGUAAUUGCCAAAAGUGAAGGACUUGCGAAGAUUAUCGAUUUUACAAAUUUCCUGUAAGAUGAUCGAACUACCUUGAAUAUAGCGCAGAUAUAUACACUUAUAC
Messenger RNA from Sclerotinia trifoliorum, 1524 nucleotides. The record is from the annotation of a GenBank genome assembly. Lineage: Eukaryota; Fungi; Ascomycota; Leotiomycetes; Helotiales; Sclerotiniaceae.